Molecule: messenger RNA, 405 nt
Organism: Gongylonema pulchrum
Lineage: Eukaryota; Metazoa; Nematoda; Chromadorea; Rhabditida; Gongylonematidae
Source: the annotation of a GenBank genome assembly
UAUGAGGUGGAUACAUGGCUUGCAAUGAAUCAAGUUACCGUAGAGGGCGAUGACUUGCCUCGUCCUGUUUUCGAGUUCGCUGAAGCGAGUUUCCCGCCCUACGUCACUGACAUGCUUCUGGCAAAUUUCAAAAAACCGACGGUGAUCCAGUCGAUCUCAUGGCCAAUUGCACUAAGCGGCCGAGACAUGGUUUCAAUUGCAAAAACCGGUUCCGGCAAAACACUGGCGUUCAUUCUGCCCGCAAUUGUUCACACUGCUGGGCAAUCGCCGCGAGGUCACCAGAAAAGCCCAUCAGUGCUGGUGCUUUUGCCUACAAGAGAAUUGGCUCAGCAAGUUGAUGAAGUCGCGAAGCUUUACUGUAAGGUGAUGAAUCUGUCAGUGACUUGUCUGUUCGGUGGUGCUCCA